AUUUAAAGGUGCUGCUAAUUUGCUGGCAUUUUAGUUCGUUAGAAGCAAUCAAAUAACACGAUAAUAGCUGUGAAUUAAAUAGUGCCACAUGGAAUUCUUAAAAUGUGUUUACAAUGAGAAGGAGCAUGUAUGGAGCGGUGUGAAAUGGCCAUUAUUACACGACUUCAAUUGUUCUGUGGGAAAUAUUAUUUACUACAAUUUAAAAAAUUUCCCAAAUAAUAUUUGUCAGGUUUCCGACAUCGAUGGGCGCGAAGUAAGCAAUAAAGAAUUGCUCUCCUGGUCAACACGAUUAGCUGUGCACUUUAAGAAAAUGGGUCUAAAUCAUGACGAUGUCAUUGGCAUUGUGGCCAAGAAUAGCACCUAUUCAAGCUCAUUGGCCGUGGGGUGUUUCAUGAACUGUACGCCCUUCCAUGCUGUAAAUUCAUUGCUUGACACAGACACAAUCUGCCACAUCUUCAACAACACAUCACCAAAGGUAAUAUUCUGUGAUGGUGAUGUUUAUGAGAAAGUCCAAAUCGCAACACGUCAUUUGAAACCGCUAAUUUAUACGCUUACAAAACAUAUUGAUGGUGUAGCGAAGAUUGAAGAUUUACUACAACCAAUUCCAAAUGAAAAUCUUUACAAACCUGAGCCUUUGGUAUUAGGCGGUGAACAGACUAUAGCGAUUUUGUGCUCCUCAGGCACCACUGGCAUACCCAAGAGUGUCUGCAUACCAAAUUAUUUACUCAAAAUAGAGCAUUUGUUCGCUACCAGCGAGGAUGUCAUAUUUACAAACAGCAGUUUAGAUUGGAUAUCCGGUCUUUUCUUCACUUACUACUCGGCGAGCUUAAGUUGUAAGCGCGUCAUUACCAAUAAGCCCUAUACACCCGAAUAUAUGUUGGAGCUGGUGAAGAAGUACAAGAUAACAUUCAUUUUAGCUGCACCACGUCAUGUCGCCGCACUCACUGUCUGUUCCACAGCAACAACGGAAAAUCUCAGCAGCGUACGUUCGUUUCUCGUCGGUGGGGGUUGCAUUAGUUUACCAACAUUAAAUAAACUCAGACAGCUACUCCAGAAUGGCGUAGUUAUUUUUGGCUACGGUUUAACCGAAGCGGGUUUUAUUUCGAUUAAUUCUGGUAACGAAUAUCCCAGCGCUGUGGGUAAGUUACUGCCCGGCGUAAGAGCGCGCAUUGUUGACGAGGACGGUAUAAAUUUAGCCAAGAACGAAAUAGGUGAGGUUUAUGUGAAUACCGGUUACACUUGGAACGGUUACUAUGGCAACCCGAUUGAGUCGAAACGUAUGCAGGAUUCGGAAGGCUGGUUCCAUACCGGCGAUUUGGGUUAUUUCGAUGAUGAUAAUAUGUUGUAUGUAGUCGAUCGUAAAAAGGAUAUACUCAAGUAUCAGGGUAUGCAUUAUUGGCCUGCUGAAAUUGAGCAGGUUAUCCAGGAGCUGCCGGAAGUUAUGGACGUUUGUGUGGUGGGUGUUUAUGAUGAGCGGAAUGGUGAUGCCGCCGGCGCUGCUGUAGUGCUCCGAAGGGAUGCCGAGUUAACGCCGCAACAGGUAAAGGAUCAUGUACGGAAAAGAUUGCCUGCGGAAUACAAGCAACUGCAUGCUGGUGUUAUUUUCAUUGACCGAUUGCCGCAAAAUAACAAUGGCAAAACGCUGAGGAGAGAAGCUAGAUCGUUGUUCGAGGUAAAGUGCUCAUAACUUGUCGUAAUUAAGUUUAACGAAUUUGGACCGAGAGUCCUUAAAACUAAUGGAUAUUUUAUUGUUAUUUAACUGUAUUUUAUUGUCAUUUAACUAUCAUUUUAUUGUCAUUUAACUGUGAUUU
This is a messenger RNA of Ceratitis capitata (Mediterranean fruit fly), 1811 nucleotides long. Its product is annotated as 4-coumarate--CoA ligase 1. The record is from RefSeq and is a predicted model, not a curated record. The coding region runs from base 89 to 1687 and encodes 532 amino acids. Gene Ontology annotation, molecular function: long-chain fatty acid-CoA ligase activity. The transcript has 5 exons. Lineage: Eukaryota; Metazoa; Arthropoda; Insecta; Diptera; Tephritidae. Gene Ontology annotation, biological process: fatty-acyl-CoA biosynthetic process; long-chain fatty acid metabolic process.